This is a messenger RNA of Hypomesus transpacificus, 4495 nucleotides long. RefSeq names its product potassium voltage-gated channel, subfamily G, member 2 (gene kcng2). Gene Ontology annotation, cellular component: voltage-gated potassium channel complex; membrane. NCBI's taxonomy places the organism in Eukaryota, Metazoa, Chordata, Actinopteri, Osmeriformes, Osmeridae. Gene Ontology annotation, biological process: protein homooligomerization; potassium ion transmembrane transport. The transcript is spliced from 3 exons. The record is from RefSeq and is a predicted model, not a curated record. Bases 538 to 2196 code for a protein of 552 amino acids. Gene Ontology annotation, molecular function: protein binding; voltage-gated potassium channel activity.
ACAAACCUUCGCCGUUCACCGCGGUUGUCCUUACGAUGAUGUGUAGAUGGAGACACGAAUUUUGACGGAUGUUACCUAUAAACAUACGGUUUCGUUUCGGGACUAAGUUUCUCAAUGUUAAGCCUACAGAUAUUGUAUCUAUUGCUUCACACAGUUCCUGCUGUGGAGCGCAGUAACUUUACCAAGCCCUUAAACUUGCCUUGUUGAAUGAGGUUCGAAGUGGCAGGUGACGUUACCUGGAAUCCGGCUCAACUGAUUAAAACUGACUUUGUGACAAUGUUGUGGACAAUUGCACGCUGCAGAAGAUUGGAUCGGCAGAUGUGUGUGUUAUUUUUUGAUUAUAAUAGCCUACCUUUGUGAACAAUAUUGAAGCGUAGAGAGAAGACGGAUGGACACAAGCGUACAGACGGUAGUUUUUCUAAAGAGACGAGCUAUAAUCCUGGAUGGGUGACCUCUACUCCAACCCCCUUGGCCAGUGAAGCCCUCCUACUCAUCUCGCAGUGCACCCAGGCAGGGUCCCCCAGCUGAGCUGCAGACAUGUACCAGGAGGUGGCCUUUCUGGCUGGCAGCACAGAGCACCAGUUCACCACCUACCAUUUCAACCCCCUGGAGAGCACCCAGGAGGUCUCCUCUGCCAAGGGCCUGUUCUACAAGCGAGUCCAGCUGCUGCCCCAGCCCUGGCCCCGGCCCCAGCCUCAGCCCCAGCCCCACCCCAAGCAGGAGGACCAGGAUCUGGAUCAUGCCGACAGUGCCGCCAUCAUCAACGUGGGAGGAAUCAAGUACCGCAUCCCCUGGUCCACGCUGGAGGAGUUCCCCCUGACCCGCCUGGGCAAGCUGCGCGGCUGCAGCAACCUGGAGGAGAUCAUGGACGUGUGCGACGACUACGACGGCGCCCGCAACGAGUACUUCUUCGACCGCAGCCCGACCGCCUUCCGCACCAUUGUGACCUUCCUCGCGGCGGGGAAGCUGCGUCUGCUGCGGGAGAUGUGCGCCCUGUCCUUCCAGGAGGAGCUGGCAUACUGGGGCGUGGAGGAGGCCAGCCUGGAGUGGUGCUGCCUCAGGAAGCUGAGGCUGAGGCAGGAGGAGCAGCGCGCGCAGCAGAGGCUGGAGGACGAGGAGGCGGAGCUGACCUCGCCACAGUCCUGCGAGGAGUCCCAGCAGCCGCCCGGGGCCGGGGGCCCGGAGGAGAGCCGUACGGCGGGCUGCAUGCGCAGGCUGAGGGACAUGGUGGAGAACCCUCAGUCGGGGCUGCCGGGGAAGAUCUUCGCUUGUCUGUCGGUGGUGUUUGUGGCCAUCACGGCCGUGACGCUUUGCGUCAGCACCAUGCCCGACCUGAGGGAGGAGGAGGAGAGGGGCGAGUGCUCUCAGAGGUGCCGCAACAUCUUCGUCCUGGAGACGGUGUGCGUGGCCUGGUUCUCCCUGGAGUUCCUGCUCCGCUUCAUCCAGACGCCGAGCAAGUGUGUGUUCCUGCGAACGCCCCUCAACAUCAUCGACGUCAUGGCCAUCCUGCCCUACUACAUCACUCUCAUCGUGGACUCCCUGUCCGUGGGCGAGAAGCCCACCGGCUCCGGGAACAACUACCUGGAGAAGGUGGGCUUGGUGCUGAGGGUGCUGCGAGCCUUGAGGAUCUUCUAUGUCAUGCGCCUGGCCAGACACUCCCUGGGCCUGCAGACGCUGGGCCUGACCGUCAGGAGAUGCACGCGCGAGUUCGGCCUGCUCCUCCUCUUCCUGUGUGUCGCCAUGGCGCUGUUCUCGCCGCUGGUGUUCCUGGCCGAGAGCGAGCUGGGGGCCAAGCAGGAGUUCACCAGCAUCCCGGGCAGCUACUGGUGGGCCGUCAUCUCCAUGACGACGGUGGGAUACGGGGACAUGGUGCCGCGCAGCAUCCCCGGCCAGGUGGUGGCGCUGUCCAGCAUCCUGAGCGGCAUCCUGCUCAUGGCGUUCCCCGUCACGUCCAUCUUCCACACCUUCUCGCGCUCCUACCUGGAGCUGAAGGAGGAGCAGAUGCGCUCGCUGAGGCACAAGCCCGACUCGCAGGACAGCACCAAGUCCCAGAACAGCGAGGACUCCCAGGACACGGACAGCUUCCACGGCAUCACCGAGGCCGUCGCCAUCUCCGCCGCGCAGCGCAGGAAGUCGAUGGCCCUCGCGUCGCAGAGGGCCUCCGAGAUCGGAAAGUCCGUUCAAACUCCAAGUUGAAGUCUGCGUCUCGAGUCCGUCGUGCUUGGCUGGACGGAUGUUUGGUAUGACUUGGUAUGGAGUUAUCUUCACAGGUGGCCACUCCCUUUAAGCUUUGUAAUCUCCGUGCAUGAGGGUUCAUUAAAUGAGAGGUUUUUAAGGUUUUAUAAGAAAGCCGCUGGCGUCUUUUUAAAGACCUCAGUGGUACAAAGUUGACCAGAUGACGAGACUGUCGGAGGACGAGACCGUGUUUGACCAAUGACAACAUCCUGACAAUGAAGGAUUCUCCACACAGGAUGCAGACAGUGACUUAAGCCCUUCACAAAGCAGAGAGAAUGAAAAUCUAUAUUACUAGUAUGCGCUCAUUUCAGUUGGGGUGGGGGGGGGACUCUGGGACAGUUUUUUUGGCUGUAUUAGUAUUUGACAUUUUUAGUAUGCUUUGCUUUUUAGACUCAGGUUUAGCAUCUUUUAAUAAAUGGCAUUAAAACCUGGUUGUCAGGGCCCCCAGGGUGAUCCAAUCUACACUUUGUUACAUCCAAAGAUGCAUGGCGUUUGACAAGGUUUCAGGCAACUGGAAGCUUCCACGACAUAACCAAAUUGUUUCUCUGCCAAUCUGUCCAGGGUCUCUCUAGCUCCACAUCUGUUAUGAUGAAAAGUGAGAUGGCUUCUGUUUUCAGGAAUGGUCCUGGACCCAGACAGGAUGUAAUCCGAUAAAGGCUGAGUGAACCCAUAUGAAUUGUAGAGCAGAUAUCAGGGGAGGACCCUUUUAAAGGGAACUCCUGGGAGCCAAACCACUUUCCAGCUGUUUCUAGACGCUACAGGCCAGAGGAAGACAGGCUCCUAAAAAACAGAAAGCAUUCCAAUCAUGUUUUCUAGGAGCACAGCCAUACGGUAUUAUGUCAUGCAUUUGGGAAAGCCUACUUGAAACCAUUCUGCCAAUAUUCAAUGAUCAUGUAUCUCACCAGUCACGGUUCCCUUCGGGGCUUAUGUUUGACCCAUUUCCUUUCAGGGCCACUGCUGCUGUUUGUUGUGGAACAUUGUCCCUCAAACCAUUUGAAUAAUGCUAUCAGUUGGUGCCAACACACUGGUUAUUGUGAAAGCACAGUGCAUUACCAUUUAUGUGGUGUUGAUUUUUCUGGGUGGCACAAUGCCCUAACAAGGAGCCUGGAACAGAGCGCCCUUGACAGUUGUGGCUCAGCAGGAACAAUUACAGCCUGGUCACUCCUGUGCUGUUGAACCCAUCGCUCACACAAACAUCACCAUACAACACUGAUGGGACAAUGGGGAAAUUGCUUGUUCAUCUUUAUUGAGACAAUGCCACAAAAGCUCUCAUUGGCUGUACGGAUUCUUUAUCCUGUUCAGUUUGACACCUUGUGUUAAAAAAAGUGUUUGACAAAAUAAUGUUUGACAUCUAAAAACGGAACUGGCAUCAUUCUACAAAAAGAAUUAUACGUGAAAAACAAUACAAGUGAGAAAAAUAUAUAUCAAGUCGAACAUAAAAUGUUUUUUUUUGUGAUAACGUGGAAAGGAAUCAUUUUGGUGCAUUAAUUAGAAAGACGUGUCACAGUGUGCCAUAUACAUUGGGAUAAGAAAGGAAAUGGGCUUUUCACCAGGGUUUACAGAACAUUGGAAUAAUUUGGCUGAUUCAACUUUAAAUAUAACAAAAUAAAAAUAAAAAGGAAUACAACAUCAGAAAUCUGAAAUGGAAUGGUUAACUGCAAGUUGGCUGUCAUCAUUCUGGCCCUGAUUAACACUAGGGACAUUGUGCACCUUCAUACUGUUAAAACCACAGUCUUCAUUUGACAACAUGCCUCAUCUUUAUCCUCACCAUCAUCAUAAUGAUACAAAUUGUCUGAUAUAUACAGUAGCAGGUGUGUAAAAUGUUAUUAUACAGGCUUUUUCAAGAUUAUAAAAAUAAAACUUGAUAGAAUUGCUCCAUCCAGAUGUAUAACAUUACCACCAGAGCAACCACAGCAGCUGAUAACAGCACUAGCUGGUGUCAUCUUGGUAGGCUUCAACAGUGACCUACCAGAACCUACUCACAUGGUCGCAUGUUCGUGAUAACUCGAGGUAGAGUCUAGACAUGACCGUUCGUCAUAUCAUAGAAUAUGGACUCAUCACUCGGUAGUCUUCCUUGGCAACCAACAGCAGACCUACAACAUUCUAAAGCUGAGGAAUAAAUAUUUGUAUAAAAUUAAAAAGAGAGAUUGUUUACAACUGGCAAGAGGGAACAUCUGACUAGUGAUUGCCACAGAUAACGCACACUCCUGAAGGGGUUACUGUGGCCCUUAUACAUUAUGAAACACUGACAAAAAAGAAA